CUUUGGGUUUUAGUCUCUCCUCCUCUCCAGCCUCUGCCAUCGCCAUGUCGGAAACCGCUCCCGCCGAGACGGCCGCCCCGGGGCCCGUGGAGAAGUCUCCCGCCAAGAAGAAGACCGCCAAGAAGGCGGCCGGCGGCGGCGCGGCGAAGCGCAAGGCCGCGGGGCCCCCGGUGUCCGAGCUCAUCACCAAGGCGGUGGCCGCGUCUAAGGAGCGCAAUGGCCUCUCUCUGGCCGCGCUCAAGAAGGCGCUGGCGGCCGGCGGCUACGACGUGGAGAAGAACAACAGCCGCAUCAAGCUCGGCCUCAAGAGCCUGGUGAGCAAGGGCACCCUGGUGCAGACCAAGGGCACCGGCGCCUCGGGCUCCUUCAAGCUCAACAAGAAGGCGGCCUCCGGGGACGCCAAGCCCAAGGCCAAGAAGGCGGGCGCCGCGAAGGCCAAGAAGCCGGCGGGGGCUACCCCGAAAAAGCCUAAGAAGGCCGCGGCGGCCAAGAAGGCGGUGAAGAAGACCCCCAAGAAGGCUAAGAAGCCCGUGGCCGCCGGCGUCAAGAAGGUGGCCAAGAGCCCCAAGAAGGCCAAGGCCGCCGCCAAACCCAAGAAGGCGGCCAAGAGCCCCGCCAAGCCCAAGUCGGUGAAGCCGAAGGCGGCGAAGCCCAAAGCCGCCAAGCCUAAGGCGGCCAAGCCUAAGGCUGCAAAGGCGAAGAAAACGGCGGCCAAGAAGAAGUAGGAAGCGCGCUUUGAGAAGCGAGGAAACCCCAAAGGCUCUUUUCAGAGCCACCCCAUAGAUCUCUGAAA
Messenger RNA from Talpa occidentalis (Iberian mole), 793 nucleotides. RefSeq names its product H1.5 linker histone, cluster member (gene H1-5). The transcript has a single exon. Lineage: Eukaryota; Metazoa; Chordata; Mammalia; Eulipotyphla; Talpidae. The coding region runs from base 45 to 725 and encodes 226 amino acids. Gene Ontology annotation, molecular function: DNA binding; structural constituent of chromatin. Gene Ontology annotation, cellular component: nucleosome. Gene Ontology annotation, biological process: nucleosome assembly. The record is from RefSeq and is a predicted model, not a curated record.